AUGGCGCCCGCUCAACAAGAUACUUCUUCAACUCAACAGCAACCUGCUGCAGUUGAAGAAGCAGCAACUACCACCACCACCAAGAAACCAGUAUUGCCAGAAGAAGAAUUAUCUGAAGAAGAUCAAAAAUUGAAGGACGAAUUGGAGUUGUUAGUUGAAAGAUUAAAUGAACCAAACCAACAAGUUGAAUUGUACGGUAAGUACUUGGAUGCCUUAAAGACCUUUAUCAAGGAAUCCACCACUUCAAUGACUGCUGUUCCUAAACCUUUGAAGUUUUUAAGACCACACUACCCUUCAUUGACUGAUUUAUAUACUCAAUGGAGUAGUGAAACCUACCUGGCCACUGAAGAAAUUGUCGUUAAAUUGGCCGAUAUCUUAUCUGUGUUAGCCAUGACUUAUUCUGACGAUGGUAAGCGUGAAUCUUUAAAGUAUAGAUUGUUGUCCCAAAAGGAAUCCUUGCCAGACUGGGGUCAUGAAUAUAUGCGCCAUUUAGCAUUGGAAAUUGGUGAAGCUUAUCAAGAAUAUUUAGGUAGUGCCGAUGAUGAAGUUGAAAAGUUAGUUAAAUUAUCUUUACAGAUUGUUCCAUUCUUUUUAAAACACAAUGCCGAAGCUGAUGCUGUUGACUUGUUAUUGGAAAUUGAAAGUAUUGACAAAUUACCUCAAUUCGUCGAUGAUAACACAUUUGCCCGUGUUUGUCUUUAUAUGGUCAGCUGUGUUCCAUUAUUGGCUCCACCUGAUGAUGUAUCCUUUUUAAACACCGCCUUUGCCAUUUAUUUGGCCCAUGGUCAAUUAACUCAAGCCUUAACCUUGGCUAUCAAAUUGGAUGACGAAGAAUUAAUCAAGCAAGUGUUCAAUUCAACCAAUGAUGAAUUAAUCCACAAACAAUUGGGUUUUAUCUUGUCUCAACAAAACAACAGUUUUAAAUACCCUGGUGAAAAUCCUGAAGUUCAAGAAACAAUUUCCAACGUUAAGUUGGCAGAGUAUUUCAAAUAUUUAAUUAAAGAAUUAAAUUUAUUAGAACCUAAGGUUCCUGAAGAUAUUUACAAGUCACAUUUGGAAAAUACCAAGUUUGGCUUGGGUACUUCCGGGUCAAUUGAUUCUGCUAAACAAAAUUUAGCAGCUGCAUUUGUAAAUUCUUUCCUUAACUUGGGUUUUGGUAAUGAUAAAUUAAUCCAAACUUCAGAUGAUAACAAAUCUUGGAUUUAUAGAACCAAAGGGUCAGGAAUGUCUUCCACAACUGCUUCUUUAGGUUCAAUUCACCAAUGGGAUAUCAAUGAAGGUUUACAAGUUUUGGACAAGUAUACUUAUUCCGAUGAUCCUGAAAUUAAAGCUGGUGCUUUAUUAGGUACCGGUAUUGUUUCUUCCAAUGUCCAUGAUGAAGUUGAAGCUGCAUUUGCAUUAUUACAAGAAUAUGUAACUGAUCCAAAUAAACUUUACCAGACUUCGGCUAUCAACGGGUUAGGUAUUGCUUUUGCUGGGUCUGCUAAUGAAGAAGUUUUGAACUUGUUAUUACCAUUAGUAUCGGACUUGGAAAUCUCUUUAGAAAUUUCCUGUCUUGCUGCGUUAGCUUUAGGUCAUGUCUUUGUUGGUACUUGCCAUGGAGAUAUUACAUCUACUAUUUUGCAAACCUUAUUGGAACGCGAUUUUACCCAAUUGACCAAUAAAUUCAUCAAAUUUAUGGCCCUUGGAUUGGGUUUAUUAUACAUGGGUAAGACUGAACAGGUUGAAGAUGUCUUGGAAACCAUUGAUGCCAUUGAACAUCCAAUUAGCAAGACUUUGAAAGUAUUGGUUAAUAUUUGUGCUUAUGCCGGUACAGGAAACGUUUUACAAAUCCAAGCAUUAUUACAAAUGUGUACUGCCAAACCUAAAGAACAGGCUGAAGAAGAAAAGAAGUUGGAACAAUCUGAAGAAGACCAACAAAAGGAAGAAGAAGAAGCCAAGAAAGAACACGCAGACACUACCGGUGAUGUUGAGAUGGAAGAUGCUUCUGAAGUCAAACCAGAAACUGAAGCCAAGGCAGAAGUUAAAGAUGAAGAUGUCACUGCUGAAGAAGAUGAAGAUGCUGAAGAACAAGAGGAACUCUAUCAAGGUAUUGCUGUUUUAGGGUUAGCUUGCAUUGCCAUGGGUGAAGACAUUGGACAAGAUAUGUCCUUGAGACAUUUCGGUCAUUUAAUGCAUUAUGGUAAUUCGUUGAUUAAACGGGCAGUUCCGUUGGCAAUGGGAUUGGUUUCUGUAUCCAACCCACAAAUGAAGGUAUUUGAAACCUUGUCAAGAUACUCUCAUGAUGCUGAUUUAGAAGUUGCUCAAAAUGCCAUUUACUCUAUGGGUUUGGUUGGUGCCGGUACCAAUAACGCUAGAUUGGCCCAAUUAUUAAGACAGUUGGCUUCAUAUUAUAUUAAGUCUCCAGAGUCUUUGUUCAUGGUUAGAAUUGCCCAAGGUAUUUUACAUUUAGGUAAAGGUACCCUAACAUUGACCCCAUUUAACUCGGAACGUACCAUAAUUUCCAAGGUUUCCUUAGCCUCGUUGUUGACGAUCGCCAUGGCAUUAUUAGAUCCACGAGAAUUCAUUUUGAAUGAUUCAAGUACAGAAACUACACAUCAAUUGUUAUACUACUUGACUCCGGCCAUAAAACCAAGAAUGUUAAUCACAGUCGAUGAAAACUUGAACCCACUUAAAGUCAAUGUAAGAGUUGGUCAAGCGGUUGAUGUUGUUGGUCAAGCAGGUAAACCAAAGACCAUUACUGGUUGGGUCACUCAAUCUACUCCCGUAUUAUUGAAUUAUGGUGAGCGUGCUGAGUUGGAAAAUACUGAUGAAUGGAUAAGUUUGAGUCAUUCCUUGGAUGGUAUUGUUAUCUUGAAGAAGAAUCCUGAAUAUAUGGAAGUUGAUAAUUAG
Spathaspora passalidarum NRRL Y-27907 is the source of this 2892-nucleotide messenger RNA. RefSeq names its product proteasome regulatory particle base subunit (gene RPN1). Gene Ontology annotation, biological process: regulation of protein catabolic process; proteasome-mediated ubiquitin-dependent protein catabolic process. The coding region runs from base 1 to 2892 and encodes 963 amino acids. Gene Ontology annotation, molecular function: enzyme regulator activity. Gene Ontology annotation, cellular component: proteasome storage granule; proteasome regulatory particle, base subcomplex; nucleus. The record is from RefSeq and is a predicted model, not a curated record. Lineage: Eukaryota; Fungi; Ascomycota; Pichiomycetes; Serinales; Debaryomycetaceae. The transcript has a single exon.